AUGGAUUCCUCGACUGGAUCUCUCCGUCCAAUGGAGCUGCGAGUGUCUGACGAUGGCCUGUAUGCUGCGCACAUGCGUGGGAAAGACCUGGCGGUUUUCUGGAAGCUUGCAGCAGAGCGAAAAGAGAUAGACCUCGAAAGACUCAAAUCAAACGGGCUCAAGACCAUCAAAUUUACACCCACUCAAACAUAUGACCCGGAUGGGCCCUUCUCCGAAAAGAACAGGCGUCUUCUUACGCAUCAAGUCGUGUCUGUCACCAUUUGGAAGUUCCACCCUUUAGAGCAGCUCGCGGAGAUUCAAAACAUCGAGCCAGAGUCAUUAUACGUGGAUUUUGGUGGCAACGAAAAUGAAGUUCUUGUGUUCCACAACUGGAAUACGAAGUUGACAAUUUAUUCACUGAGCGCGGAGCGAAGCAUUGUGAUCAAAUCGCCGAAAUUAGCCCAUUCCCUUGGAUACGGCUAUCGCCCGAAGACCAAACAACUCGCCAUUCUCUUGAAGCCCGAGACCACCGAUAUACUCACAGUUCAUGAGUCUCAAUCAUACGACCUCGUUAAUCGGACAGUUCUUCCAACCGUUGAUGCACAAGGCUUGAAAUGGAGCCCUGACGGAAAGUGGAUUGCUGUCUGGGAUAUUGCCAGUGCCGGCACCAAGGUGCUGAUCUUUACGGCUGAUGGUCAGCUCUUCAGAACAUACCCCAAUGCAUCAGGAUCGGAAGAUGAAAAUGAUACUGGUGUAAGACAGAUUGAAUGGAGCCCGGUCAUAGGCCACAACGGGACUUCGGAAAUUCUUGCUGUUUGCAAGGUCAAUGGCAACAUUGAAUUGCUGCGUACUCACACAUUCUCAUCCUCUACAGUUCUAUCGCACGUCUUUCAAGUCGACUCCACUACCCCCAGAAUUUGGCGGGAACGAUCGACCAAUGCCUUGGGUGAUGCAGAAUACACCGAGACCUCAAGCUCGUCUGCAUUCAACAUGAGUGCCGAUUCGUCAGCGGGUACACACCGUAGCGCGUCCAUUGUGACGUUCAAUGCCGAUGGAACCUUGUUAGCGACAGUUGACUCCACCAAGUCAAAUGUUGUUUGGAUAUGGUCCCUGGAAGGCACGCCGACACUGACAUCUGCCCUGGUCCACGAACAACCGGUGCGACAGCUCACAUGGAACCCCUCGACAUCACAACUACUGAUCAACACCGUCACGAAUAAUCUGCCUUCUGUGCGAUACUGGUCGCCACAAAGUCAACCGAUGAUCGCCAGAGUUCCUACAAAAAAGUCUGACAGUGGACGAUAUGAGGUCAAAUGGUUGACAGUGCCCGACCAGCGGUUUCUGGUUGAACCUUCUUUUGACUAUAUCCACGACUCGCCAUUCUGGUUUGGGUCUAGUGAAGAAUGGGUGGUGGGGUAUCUGUCCGAGGAGGGUGGUACUGCGUACUUUAAAGUGAUCAACUCAAUUGUCAACAGUCCAUAG
This is a messenger RNA of Penicillium atrosanguineum, 1461 nucleotides long. RefSeq lists its product as uncharacterized. The record is from RefSeq and is a predicted model, not a curated record. Bases 1 to 1461 code for a protein of 486 amino acids. Gene Ontology annotation, biological process: mitotic sister chromatid segregation; microtubule anchoring at mitotic spindle pole body; protein localization to mitotic spindle pole body. NCBI's taxonomy places the organism in Eukaryota, Fungi, Ascomycota, Eurotiomycetes, Eurotiales, Aspergillaceae. Gene Ontology annotation, molecular function: protein binding. The transcript is spliced from 3 exons. Gene Ontology annotation, cellular component: microtubule organizing center; mitotic spindle; MWP complex.